Drosophila ananassae is the source of this 1244-nucleotide messenger RNA. RefSeq names its product formylglycine-generating enzyme. Gene Ontology annotation, cellular component: endoplasmic reticulum. The transcript has a single exon. The coding region runs from base 73 to 1101 and encodes 342 amino acids. The record is from RefSeq and is a predicted model, not a curated record. NCBI's taxonomy places the organism in Eukaryota, Metazoa, Arthropoda, Insecta, Diptera, Drosophilidae.
AUCGAUAGGACACAUCACUAUCGAUACAACAUCUGAUAUUUUUUGGUAUAAUACCGCAAAGUAAAUAAAAAAAUGAAAAUAAUUGCAUACAUCCUUGUCUGGCUGAGUUUUACCCAAAGCAAUGGGGCUACUGAAAGUUGUGGAUGUUCAAAGCUUAACAGGGAGCAGAGCCAAGACAAGGCUCAGCUGUUACACAGAGUGUGCGAGCAGAAAUCCCGCAGUGCACACAGCCACUACCGAGACUACUAUGGCGAGAUGGAACAGGAAUUAGAGCCAGAAAUCGAGGGAAUGUCCCUAAUUCCUGGAGGAAUUUUUACCGUGGGCACAAACAAGCCACACUUCCACGCUGAUAGGGAGGGACCGGAGCGCCAGGAGAAGCUGAAUGACUUCUACCUGGACAAAUACGAAGUUUCAAACGACGCGUUUUCUAUUUUUGUGGAAGCCACAAAUUACACUACGGAGGCAGAGCACUUCGGUGACAGCUUCAUGUUCAAGACACUACUCGGUGCCGAUGAGCAGAAGGCCAUGGAGCACCUUCGCGUGGCCAGUGCUCCCUGGUGGUACAAAGUUUCUGGUGUAAGCUGGCGCCAUCCGAACGGUAAAGACAAGGGCCUAGAAGGCCUCGGGCAACACCCGGUGGUCCACGUCACGUGGCGCGAUGCCGUGGCCUACUGCACCUGGAUUGGAAAGCGGUUGCCCAGUGAGGCGGAGUGGGAGGUGGCCUGUCGGGGCGGAAAGGAGCGCAAGCUCUUCCCUUGGGGUAACAAGCUUAUGCCCCGAGAGCAACACUGGCUGAACAUUUGGCAGGGUGACUUUCCGGAAGGCAACUUGGCCGAGGACGGGUUUGAGUUUACUUGUCCAGUAGACGCAUUUCGGCAAAACGCCUUCGAUUUGUAUAACAUGGUGGGCAACGUUUGGGAAUGGACAGCGGAUCUUUGGGACACCAACGACGUCAGUGAAAGCCCCAAUCGAGUUAAGAAGGGCGGCUCGUACCUUUGCCACAAAAGUUACUGCUACCGCUACCGCUGCGCAGCCCGCUCUCAAAACACAGAAGAUAGUUCGGCCGGCAACCUGGGUUUUCGGUGCGCCAAGGACGCGUGAUCCAUGAACGUGUUCAAUAUAGAAACUUGUUAUGCAAUACAUACUUUUAAAUAAGUUAUAAGAAAUCAAUAAAGUGUACUUUAGCACUUAUUUUGGUACAUGGAACCCGACCCGUGAAACGAAUGUGGAGUUUCUAAGAUUAA